Molecule: messenger RNA, 2145 nt
Organism: Cololabis saira (Pacific saury)
Lineage: Eukaryota; Metazoa; Chordata; Actinopteri; Beloniformes; Belonidae
Product: collagen alpha-1(I) chain-like
Exons: 1
Coding region: 1-2145 (714 amino acids)
Source: RefSeq, a predicted model, not a curated record
AUGCGUGGAACGUACGGUGUGGGUGGAGUGUACGGCGUGCGUGGAGCGUACGGCGUGGGUGGAAUGUACGGCGUGGGUGGAGCGUACGGCGUGCGUGGAGCGUACGGCAUGAGUGGAGCGUACGGCGUGCCUGGAGCGUACGGCGUGCCUGAAGCGUACGGCAUGAGUGGAGCGUACGGCGUGCCUGGAGCGUACGGCGUGCGUGGAGCGUUUGGCGUGCGUGGAGCGUACGCCGUGCCUGGAGCGUACGCCGUGCCUGGAGCGUACGCCGUGCCUGAAGCGUACGGCAUGAGUGGAGCGUACGGCGUGCCUGGAGCGUACGGCAUGAGUGGAGCGUACGGCGUGCCUGGAGCGUACGGCGUGCCUGGAGCGUACGGCGUGCGUGGAGCGUUUGGCGUGCGUGGAGCGUACGGCGUGCGUGGAGCGUACGGCGUGCCUGGAGCGUACGGCAUGAGUGGAGCGUACGGCGUGCCUGGAGCGUACGGCGUGCCUGGAGCGUACGGCGUGCCUGGAGCGUACGGCGUGCCUGAAGCGUACGGCAUGAGUGGAGCGUACGGCGUGCCUGGAGCGUACGGCGUGCGUGGAGCGUACGGCGUGCCUGGAGCGUACGGCGUGCGUGGAGCGUUUGGCGUGCGUGGAGCGUACGGCGUGCGUGGAGCGUACGGCGUGCCUGGAGCGUACGGCAUGAGUGGAGCGUACGGCGUGCCUGGAGCGUACGGCGUGCCUGGAGCGUACGGCGUGCCUGGAGCGUACGGCGUGCCUGAAGCGUACGGCAUGAGUGGAGCGUACGGCGUGCCUGGAGCGUACGGCGUGCGUGGAGCGUACGGCGUGCCUGGAGCGUACGGCGUGCGUGGAGCGUUUGGCGUGCGUGGAGCGUACGGCGUGCGUGGAGCGUUUGGCGUGCGUGGAGCGUACGGCGUGCGCGGAGAUUACGGCGUGCGUGGAGCGUUUGGCGUGCGUGGAGCGUACGGCGUGCCUGGAGCGUACGCCGUGCGUGGAGCGUACGGCGUGCCUGGAGCGUACGGCAUGAGUGGAGCGUACGGUGUGCCUGGAGCGUACGGCGUGCGUGGAGCGUUUGGCGUGCAUGGAGCGUACGCCGUGCCUGAAGCGUACGGCAUGAGUGGAGCAUACGGCGUGCCUGGAGCGUACGGCAUGAGUGGAGCAUACGGCGUGCCUGGAGCGUACGGCGUGCCUGGAGCGUACGCCGUGCGUGGAGCGUACGGCGUGCCUGGAGCGUACGGCGUGCCUGGAGCGUACGCCGUGCGUGGAGCGUACGGCAUGAGUGGAGCGUACGGCGUGCCUGGAGCGUACGGCGUGCGUGGAGCGUUUGGCGUGCAUGGAGCGUACGCCGUGCCUGAAGCGUACGGCAUGAGUGGAGCAUACGGCGUGCCUGGAGCGUACGGCAUGAGUGGAGCAUACGGCGUGCCUGGAGCGUACGGCGUGCCUGGAGCGUACGGCGUGCCUGGAGCGUACGCCGUGCGUGGAGCGUACGGCGUGCCUGGAGCGUACGGCGUGCCUGGAGCGUACGCCGUGCGUGGAGCGUACGGCGUGCCUGGAGCGUACGGCGUGCGUGGAGCGUUUGGCGUGCGUGGAGCGUACGGCGUGCGCGGAGAUUACGGCGUGCGUGGAGCGUUUGGCGUGCGUGGAGCGUACGGCGUGCCUGGAGCGUACGGCGUGCGUGGAGCGUACGGCGUGCCUGGAGCGUACGGCAUGAGUGGAGCGUACGGCGUGCCUGGAGCGUACGGCGUGCGUGGAGCGUUUGGCGUGCAUGGAGCGUACGCCGUGCCUGAAGCGUACGGCAUGAGUGGAGCAUACGGCGUGCCUGGAGCGUACGGCAUGAGUGGAGCAUACGGCGUGCCUGGAGCGUACGGCGUGCCUGGAGCGUACGCCGUGCGUGGAGCGUACGGCGUGCCUGGAGCGUACGGCGUGCCUGGAGCGUACGGCGUGCCUGGAGCGUACGCCGCGCGUGGAGCGUACGGCGUGCCUGGAGCGUACGGCGUGCCUGGAGCGUACGGCGUGCCUGGAGCGUACGGCGUGCCUGGAGCGUACGGCAUGAGUGGAGCGUACGCCGUGCGUGGAGCAUACGUGUGCGUGGAGGAACGUAGGUGCCAAACACGGCUUCCCAAAGUUGAAGUGAUGAGUUAA